This is a messenger RNA of Racocetra fulgida, 183 nucleotides long. The record is from the annotation of a GenBank genome assembly. NCBI's taxonomy places the organism in Eukaryota, Fungi, Glomeromycota, Glomeromycetes, Diversisporales, Gigasporaceae.
GACUUCAAUAUUUUAGAAAUUGGUCUCAAUAAUGCAGUUAAAUGUUCUGAGGCUACGAUAAUACGGCCAAUUUCCAAUCCUGCUCCAGCGCCUCCGAAAGACUUUCAGUCCCAAUUUCCUCUCACAAUUAACGUUGAAGCGGAAGUGAACAACGUGGAUGAUGCAAGCACAUUGGCUGUUCAG